UUGUCUGGAUCCGGAGAGAGCAGGCGCGGGAGACCGGAUCAGCCCCCCGGUGAUUAUUCUCACCUAGAUACAAAUCUACAGGGCUGCUGCGGCGGCGGCGGAUUCCUGUUGACCUUAUAUGGCAGUGUGGGGGAGCUGCACCACGCUCCGGCUCUCAUGGCAACCGUCCAGAGCGCUCGGAUUACUGCUUCACGAGGGCGAGUCAGCAGCCCGCCAACCGACGAGCCUGCGCGCGCUUGGCGACGCUUCCUCCCUCACUUUCGACUGCUUCUUCUUUUCUUUUUUUUAAUACUAAUUUGUCAAAAACAUCCACCAUUACGAUGGGGGGGGGGGGGAAAUCACUCAUGUGUAGGUUGGUGCUUUUGAGAAUCGCCGAGAAACGUCCCUCAGCGACAGGCUCUGUCUCUCUCCCCCCACCGAGCCUCACCCAGUUAUGGCGCAGGCACAUUUCACAGCACAGUGCUCUCCUUUGUCUGUGAAGAAGCCAUUUUGAGACAGAGAACAGGCAGAGAAACCAUUUGAACAAGUAGCCUACGUGCCAAUUUUCAGGGUGUCUUCGAAACAAAUGGAAGCAGUGAAAUAGUACAAGAUUUCUCCCCCUAAGAUUCCUUUUGCUCGUUUUAAGACGUGGAUUACAUGGUUUGAAUACUAACUGAGACGCUCUCUCGCCCCUUAUCAAUGCCAAUAUUAGAGGAUCCGAAGAUGGAGCUGAAAACAUUCCUACCCCUGCGUUUAGGCCUGUUCACUGCAUUUCACCCAAGUGCUGAGGUCUGGCGAACGGCAUGGACAGUCAUCCCGUCUGCGGCUCGGCGGAGAAGCGGAGUCACCACUGGAGAAGUUACAAGUUGAUCAUCGACCCGGCGCUGAAGAAGGGGCCGCACAAGCUCUACCGCUACGAUGGACAGACGUUCAACAUGCCCAACCCCGGGAUUCCACCGGUGGAUAUUGUUCGAGACCCGAGGAUCGGCCGCCUCUGGACUAAGUACAAAGAGACGGAUCUACCGGUGCCGAAGUUUAAGAUCGACGAGUGCUACAUCGGGCCCGUGCCCCCGAAGGAGGUGACGUUCGCGCGGCUCAACGACAACAUCAGGGAAGGGUUCCUCACGGACAUGUGCAAGAAGUUCGGCGACAUCGAGCAGGUGGAGAUCCUCUACAACCCGAAGAACAAGAAGCACCUGGGCAUCGCCAAAGUGGUGUUCGAGAACGUGAAAGCGGCCAAAGUGGCCGUGCAGUCGCUCCACAACACGUCCGUCAUGGGAAACAUCAUCCACGUGGAGCUGGACCCGAAAGGUGAGAAUCGCCUGAGGUACUUCCAGCUCCUGAUGAAUGGCAGCUACACUCCCAAGACCCUGCCCGUAGGCGGAGAGGAUGCCAGGGACGUUUCCCCUCGUAGCCUGGCAGAGGCCAUAUUGGCCUGCGAGCCCAUCCGCAGGUUGUCCGAGAGCAGCGCCGGAUCGACGGUGCCACCCAGCAGCUCCACCACUCCUCUCUCUCUAGAGACGGGCUACUCCAGCCUAAGGCAGGACACGCCGCAGUCCCAGGGAACCCCUCAUACCCCACGCCAGACAAGUACGCCCUACUCUCAGGACUCCAACUACUCCAGUCGUCAGUCCACGCCUGCUUACCAGUCCAGCCGGCCUGAGAGCUCCGGAGGAUACAAAUCCCGGAGACACGAGAGUAAGUUCCAGGACGCGUACAAUCGCAGACCGGAGAGGCCGCAAUACCGCAGCAACAUGUACCGGAGUACGACAUCUGAACAAGCUCCCUUCAAACAGCACCAAGCCACCCCACCUGAACCUCCACCCUCCACCCCCCCUUACACUUACACAGCGCCUCCCCCUGCUACGCCAAACUUCUACCAGGCUCCCCUGCCUCCUGCAUUCCCCCCGUCGGAGCCUACCUUCCAUCACCCAGCCCAAAGGGAGGGUGAGUACCUCCGACCACCUCAGCCGCCACUGGCAGCUGCCACUGACUUUUUGCCCACCAAGGAGAGACCUGAAACCCCUCCGAUUCCCGAGCCCCCACCAGAGCCUGAGGCACAUCCCGCCACCCCUCCUCCUCCUCAAACACCAGAACGCUGCCCUUCACCUGCCUCCCCCACGCUGGAUCUAGAGCGCAAUAGCCUGGACUCCCGCAUUGAGAUGCUCCUCAAAGAGAAAAGGACAAAACUGCUGCCUUUCCUGGAGGAGCGAGAUUCAGACACCGAGGUGCGAAUGGAGGGAAGUCCGAUUUCCUCCUCGUCCUCUCAGCUAUCCCCAAUUCCCCCGUACACGAGUGGCUCUCAGGGUGGCCCACAAAACUCCCGUCCCCAGAGCACGGGCUUGGAGGAUAUCAGUCCGACGCCGCUGCCAGACUCCGAGGAUGAGGAGCCGAUUCCCGGAACUGCCUCUCUGGUCAAGAGAAUGAGUUCUCCUGUCCACGAGAAGAUGAGCAACAGUGACCUCAAGGAUGGACACUUUCGAUGCCACACUCCCACUGAUAACAUGGAGAUGAGUCAUCAGUCGUCGGGAGAAGACAUGGAAAUCUCCGACGACGAGAUGCCCGGGAGUCCGAUCGCCAGCGGGGAGUGUGGCAAGGGCAUUGUCGUCAACUCUGCGGUGUCCCCGAUGCAGACCAUUCCCAUGCCUCCCCCCGGCUUCCCCCCUCUGCCGCACCAAGCCAGCUAUGCGAUCACGCAGCACCACCUGGCCGCUCACUCUGCUGCCGCGGGACAUCCCGCUCACCUGGCCGGUCAUCCUGGAGUGCCUCACCACAUGCUUGCACACAUGGGCCCCUACCCACAUGGCAUGAUGCCACUGGUGCAAAUGGAGCUAAUGAACUGCUUGCGGUGGGAGCAGUGGAGCACGGUUCCCAUGUCGUUCCAGAUGCAGCAGCAGAUGCUGAGUCGCAUCGCUCAGACGAGAGGGCCCUACCCAUACCCACAUUUUAUGGACAGUGGUGCAUCAGGGCCGUUUGCCGGGCCGUACCAACCCGUGUCCCUUGGUGCUGCGCCCUCGGCCGGCAAUGCGGGGGCACCCGAACAACAACAACAACAACAACAACAAUGGCAGCAUCCCAUUAUACCAAAGUUCAACCCUACUGUUCCUCCUCCUGGAUAUGAGAGUAAAAAAGAGGAUCCGCACAAGGCCACUGUUGAUGGUGUGCUGCUGGUCAUCGUCAAGGAGCUGAAGGCCAUCAUGAAGAGGGACCUCAACCGCAAGAUGGUGGAGGUGGUGGCGUUCAGAGCCUUCGACGACUGGUGGGAGAAGAAGGAACGUUCGGCAAAGGCAUCCUUGACUCCGGUAAAGGGUGCGGAGGGGAAAGAGGAAGACAGACCCAAACCCAAAGAGACGAUGGGUUCAAGUCUGCUGGAGAACUGGAACAAGGGCGAGGGACUGGGCUAUGAGGGAAUGGGGCUGGGAAUCGGUUUGCGAGGCGCCAUCCGCCUACCCUCCUUCAAGGUGAAAAGGAAAGACCCACCGGAGGCCGUGGCAGCAGGCGACAGUAAACGGGCCCGUCCCUCCACUCCAGUAGACGACGAGCUGGAGGAUGAAGACCGGGAUCGAGACCCAGCUGAGCUCCCCUUGGACGAUUCGAAAAUGGACGCAGAUGGCAUGGCUGCAAAGCGACGGCACUCGCGGCCGCUCGAGCUGGACAGUGAAGGAGAGGAGGAGGGGGACACCUCAGGGAAGGAGGAGGAGUUUCUGUCCGACAGGGAGGACGAACCCGAUGAGACAGAGGCCACAGACCGGCUGUCGUCAGACAAAGAGAGUGGCGACGAGGAGGAUGAUGAUGAAGACUCGUCCAGUGAGAGCGCUUCCUCCGAUUCAUCUGAUGAAGAAGCCGAGAGUUCCACUUCCUCCAAGGACAGCUCUGACUCCUCGGCAGAGAGCGCCGACUCGUCCGAGCACGAGUUGAGCUCAGAAGAGGAGGAUGAUAUCGAGAUGGGAGUGAAAGACGCCGAGGUUGAUGUCAAAGAGGCCAAGGCGUCCUUGUCUUCUUCAUCCUCAGCAUCUUCAUCUUCCGAUGAAGAGGACGGGGAGGCAGAGGCAAGGCCACCAAGCCCACCUGCAGGACUGGUCCCAGAUAAAGAGGAGAAAAGGAGCAAGGAUAUGCUGAGCAGCAAGUCCAAACGAAGACCUCCCAGUCCUAAGGAGGAGCCAAUGGACGUGAAGCCCUCAUCACCUAAAGGCGUCGCAGAGCGAGAAAUCGGAGAGGAUAACAUUCCUGUAGUGAAGUCUGAACCUCAGGAGCGUGUGGCGAGCCUUCGGCCGCCCACUCCCACAGGCGCCGCCCCCGAAAGUGACCAGGAGUCAAAAGCCAAAGGUAAAACAGAGCCCGAGGAAGUAGCCUGCAUCCCCAGUCGAUUAGCCCCACCCACCCCAGACUCAAACACUUCUGUCCCCAAACCCGCCUCCGCAUCUUUAAUGCACCUCCCUCUUCCUCCUCACCCUGUGGUAGAAGGUCGCUCCCUCCUUCAUCCGCCCCCUGGUCCCUUACCUGACCUCCCACAGCGGCCCAGGCUCCCCACAGACGAGGAUAUCCCCCGGACACCGGGUAGGGACCUGAUGGACCGUGCCCGGGGUCUGGGGAAGUCCCAGAGCACGGACACGGUGCCCAACACACCCGGUAGUGAUGCCCCACUUACAGGCAGUAGUAUGUUGCUUAGCUCGCCUCACAUCCCCGGUAGCCCCUUCUCCUAUCCUGCUCAGUCCCCGGUCCUCAGUGCUGGAGUCCCCCGCACUCCAGGAAGAGACUUAACCUUCACCCCUGUCUUCCCCGACCCCACAGCACUAACUCUUAAUAGAAAAGCAUCCUCUGAGAGCCUGGAUGAUAGACCCGUUUUUAAGGAGCCGCCCAUUAGUGCACUACCUAACCAAGCCCUGUCAGCUGGCGCAGAGCACUCAGCUAGUGUCCCUGAAGAUCUGCCAGCCGGUCUCAAUGUAGACGUCCCUUUGCCAUCAGACACCGCUACAUCCAAGAGGAAACCCGGACGACCCAAAGCCAAAAAGAUCCCAGCCACCUCUGCGGCCGACGAGUCCCUCGAGCUCUCGUCGGAGUCCACCCCUCAGACCAACGACACGCAUCUGGAAGAUGUCGACGUGCAAACGGUGUCCGCCAAGUCGCCAGACAACCCAAGCCUGGACUUCCGGGAAGAAGAAGCGGCGCCUCGGACGGUCCUGCCCGCCGAAGACGGCUUCGUGUCCUACGAGGACGAGGCGCCCGUGGUCGUGAAGCCCGCUCGGAGGGCGCGGCGAUGUUGGGAAGAGCUGCUGCUGAACAGCCUGUCCCCCGUCACCACGCCUCCCCGGCCGUACUUCAAGCGGCGCAGCAACUUUGAGGAGGUGACCAUCCUGUACGACAUCUGGAACGAGGGCAUAGACGAAGAGGACAUUCGGCUCCUGCAGAUCACCUAUGACAAGAUGCUCCAGCAGGACAACGGCAAUGACUGGCUCAACGACACACUCUGGGUCAAUCACCCUUCUACCCACGUUCCCGGGGUGAAAAAGAAGAGGAGAGACGACGGAAUGAGGGAUCACAUGACCGGCUGCGCCCGAAGCGAAGGCUAUUACAAGAUCGACAAGAAAGACAAGAUCAAGUACCUCCAGAGCACACGGCUGCUGUCGGAGGAGCCGCCCGUCGACACACAGGGUAUGAGUAUACCUGCGCAGGUCCACGCCUCCACCAGAGCUGGCUCGGAGCGGCGGUCAGAGCAGCGGCGCUUGCUGUCCUCUUUCGCAUGCGACAGUGACCUGCUGAAGUUCAACCAGCUGAAGUUCCGUAAGAAGAGGAUCAGAUUCUGCAAGUCGCACAUCCACGACUGGGGUCUGUUUGCCAUGGAGCCCAUCGCCGCCGAUGAAAUGGUGAUCGAGUAUGUCGGUCAGAACAUCAGACAGGUGAUUGCCGACAUGCGGGAGAAGCGCUACGAGGAGGAGGGCAUCGGCAGCAGCUACAUGUUCCGCGUCGACCACGACACAAUCAUAGAUGCUACGAAGUGCGGCAACUUCGCCCGUUUCAUCAACCACAGCUGCAACCCCAACUGUUAUGCGAAGGUCAUCACCGUGGAGUCUCAGAAGAAGAUCGUGAUCUACUCCCGGCAGCCGAUCAACGUCAACGAGGAGAUCACGUACGACUACAAGUUCCCCAUCGAGGACGAGAAGAUCCCCUGUUUGUGCGGGGCAGAGAACUGUAGAGGAACACUGAAUUAACGGGUCGGGACUGAGUCGGACGAAUCUCCAACAAGGUGAAGAAGCUUUUUCCCCCUAAACGUUUCUUCUGUGUUCCCCGACACACACGGACUCCACGACCAGUCCUCAGACGAGGAGGAGGUGAAGAUGGGAAAAGAAAAACCUGGGAGUCACCUGGAAAGAGUUAAAGCUGCCUGUAUGGAACUCUUCACGUAUUUAACUCUAGAAUGUUUACGAUUUAUGGUGCUCUUGAAAUGAAAAAAAAGCAUAGUUUUUUAUGUAUGCCAGUGUCCCAGAAUUUGAGGAAACACUUGACUUGCUGGAGCAGCAUCUCCUCCCCUCUUCUCAGCGUCGGACAGUAUUUCAUCAUGGCUCCUUCCACUUUGAGUCCUGGUUUGUACAGUUUUACACUUUUUUUCAUUUGUCUCAUAAGCUUUACAUACACCACAGGUGAUACAGAAAAACAAAAAAAAACCGACUCACAUGAUCAGCUGCUUACUAACAGUGUUUAGACGCACAAGCCCACCAGGGAAAACACACCUCGCUGUGGGGGAAGACGUGGUCGCCAUCUGAGCAGAUGGCAGAUGACGCCGUGUCCACACAGCAGCGGGCAGGAGGACGGCGGCAGCGACGCUCCGCCGCCGCUGCCGCCGUCACGGACUGAAAUCCUGCGUUAUCGCUCCUACCUCCUCUGAACUGGUUUUCUCGGAAAUAAAUCAAACUGGUGAAAAAUUCAAUGCAACAAAUAAUGGAUCAGUCCUGCCACAAAAUCUUGAUAAUUUUUUUGAGGGGGAAACGACACCUGCUUUCACCAGCCACGACGUAUCGCGCUGCUUCCUGUUAGUUUAUGCAAAAGUUAGAAGAUGAGCUGCAAAAUUUCGUAUUGAUGAUAUUCCAGUGUUUUCCAGUUUUUUUUGUUUUCGGUAGAUCUCGUCCUGCCUGUUUACUUCAAAGACGCUGUGUGUGUGUGUGUGUGUGUGUGUGUGUGUGUGUGUGUGUGUGUGUGUGUGUGUGUGUGUGUGUGUGUGUGUGUGUGUGUGUGUGUGUGUGUGUGUGUGUGUGUGUGUGUGUGUGUGUGUGUGUGUGUGUGUGUGUGUGUGUGUGUGUGUGUGUGUGUGUGUGAGAAAAUGUGAGUGCACUGCCCCCUGUAGGCCGACCAAUUAUACAGUGCAAGAAAAUGAAGAUAGAAUCCAGCGUCCACUGGGGCGGAAUCUGAACAUUCUGCCCCGGUGGAGUGUGUUGGGGUUUUAAGUGCCAUACGAAUGUGCAAAAUUCUUUGUUUUACCUGCGCAGACAGUUGACGGGUAGAAAAGUCACUUGCCGCUGUUGUCACACACACGUGCACAGAGUCGCUGCCUAUUUUCUCACCGUGGUGAUGGUGAUGAUGUUUCCGCUGCCUUCACCUGUACCUGAGGUCUCGUGCCUCAUAGAUUCCUCUUCAACUGCGACACUUAUUUCUCGACCAGUGUUCUAAUGUUCCCUGCGAGACACUGGCGUUUCUACGACUCGGCGGACGUUGACGUUUGUCCGCGAGGGUUGUUCAUUCUUUAUAAAGUCGAUAUUGAAAGAAAGAAAAAAACCAAGAAUAAUUGUGAGAAUGCACUCGAGGCUUGCACUUCUGCUUUCCACCCUCCUCAAUCAGCCCGCUCCGCUUCCCCCCAAGACCAAGUCACUCAUUGCUUUUUCAUUCAGUUCGAUUGAUGAUGGAGAUUUCCUUUCUUUUUUUUUCACCAGUGAUGUUGAUGUUGUAUAUGAUAACUUGUACAGAAGAUCUAAAGCGUUUUUUAUCUUCACAGGGUCAACACUUAAGACGCAUCUUUCGCUCUGUUUUUGUUUGUUUGUUUUUUUUUAAACAGAAGACUGAGUAUUUAAGACUAUUUUUCAGGGAUCAGUAAUAAAGGAAAAUCCGAGGGUUUAAAAAGUUUAUUUAAAAAGAAAAGGUCCACUGUGUAUGGGAAACGUCUCCACCUCCCUUUUGGAAAGAUUGUUUCUUGUAGAAACGUCUUCAGUUUUCUGCCCAUUUGCUUUAUAAUCCUAAAAUGUGUAAAUACUGUUACUGUGAAUACUAUAUAAAUAUAUAUAUUUUUGUUCCCCUGGGAUUUGCUACACGAACACAGCUCGGAGGUCUUUGUAACAUAUGAGAUGAGUGCUGAGCUGGUAGCAGGAAAUUCAGCUUGUGUCAAGCUUUGUUUUUUUAUUUCCGUUGUAAAUUCUAUGAAAAUUUGUUUGCGGUGUUGAGAAAAAACAGGUGCAGAAUCGGCAUGGGGAGAGGAUUGAGGAAUCAGCCUGUCUCAUGUCUAUUUAUUACACAACAAAUGUAUGAAAAGGAAGAGAAAAAAAAUGGAAAUAAAGCGAUUUUGCAUACAUCCAUAAA
Molecule: messenger RNA, 8541 nt
Organism: Scophthalmus maximus (turbot)
Lineage: Eukaryota; Metazoa; Chordata; Actinopteri; Pleuronectiformes; Scophthalmidae
Gene: setd1ba
Product: SET domain containing 1B, histone lysine methyltransferase a
Exons: 19
Coding region: 783-6188 (1801 amino acids)
Cellular component (GO): Set1C/COMPASS complex
Molecular function (GO): histone H3K4 methyltransferase activity; RNA binding; protein binding
Source: RefSeq, a predicted model, not a curated record